This is a messenger RNA of Cuscuta campestris, 2205 nucleotides long. Lineage: Eukaryota; Viridiplantae; Streptophyta; Magnoliopsida; Solanales; Convolvulaceae. The record is from the annotation of a GenBank genome assembly.
CUAAUCUCUAACGCUAUCCUCAAACAGGCCCAAAAACUCUCUCUCUAUAAUCUCUACGCAUAAGAGAGAUAAAAACCACAAGAUGGACAACGGGCGCAGUUUUAUCAUAUGGGCUUGAAAGGGUUUUUAGUACUCCAUACAAACUGAAACAAAUGAGAAUGGGCCAGUGAGUUCAAUGGGCCUUAGAGUUUUAGUCCGGAUUAUUUAGUCUCUGGGCUCCCCUACAUAACAGUGAUGUGAUAUCAUUACACACCGCCAUCUCUUCCGCACGCCUCCUCCGUCGUCAACCGCCAGCAGCGGCAGCUUCCUCCCCCAUCGCCACCGCCGCCUACCGUACUCCGAUACUCGAUGCUAAAUAAUGGAGAUCAGAAGUGGGAAAGAUAAAAUAAAUGAUGAGAUUAACAAAUUGCCGAAAGAGGUAAUUGGGAUGAUUUUGCAAUUUCUGCCGCUGAAAGAACAGGCGAGAACAAGUGUGGUGUGCAAAGGGUGGAUGGCAUUAUGGUCAAACUAUUUUUCAGGAUCUUUAAGCAUUGACAUGGAAUUGCCUUCUGAGAUGUCCCUGGGUGAGGAUCAGAUUCCCUCUUGGAGGUCAAAAUUUGUUCGUAUCAUGGAUCGCCUACUUUUGGAGGAGUUGAAAUACCCAUACUUGAAGGAGUUUAAGGUCAUUUAUGUCCUCAACGACCCGAGCAUAGCGUCCAACAUUGAUCGCUGGAUCGAUGUUGUUAUGUCCAAACAAGUUGAGACGCUCGAUCUCAACUUCUUAAAACCAAUGUGCAAACCACGAUGGCACUACACUUUCUCAUUGCCUGAGCAAUGCCAUUGUUUGAAGGUUGUGCGCUUGAGGUUCAUAUGCGUUUCGGGAGAAACGCUCGAGCAACUCUUGGGCCGCUGCCCCUUUCUAGAAGAACUAAGCGUGGCCGGUUCACGUGCGUUAGCGGGUUUGAACGUUUUGCACCAGGCUUUGAAUCGUUUGGAGAUUCAUGACUAUGGUUUGAUUGAACGGGUAACAGUAGUAUCUGCCCCCAAUUUGGCUUCUUUCAAAUUCAGUGGUGAGGCAGGAGAUACUCGUGCUUUGCUCCUUGACGUGCCCUGCUUGACUGAACUUUUUUUGGGGUCAAGUUAUGCAUCUUAUGCAUUGGCUACAGAAAAUUUCCCCAAGGUGGAAAAUGACCCCCUUCAUCGAGUCUUUCGUGAUUCUACUGAGCUGUCUGAGCGUCGUUUGAAGCAAUUGACGUUGGAUCUAUCUCAUAACGGUUUUUGGGGACAGCUUUUCGGCAAUCAAGAGCGAAUUGAAAAGUUACUUGCCAACCUUACGCACUUGAACUUGAUCGUGCCCGUGGGCUCGGUUUUCAGGGAUUUAUACACUCCAUAUAACAUAUCUGAGUUGCAGAAAACAGCGUGUCCCGCAUUUCAUAAAUUUGUACCGAAGUUGGAGUGGACGGAGGUAUGCCAUAUGGAGAGGUUCUUUUCCCAUGCACUAGGCACAACUGAAGUGACCGUUAAAAAAUGGAUUUUCCAUAACACUAAUGGUGGUCUAUUCACUAUCACAUGGCGUGGCGAUUCUGAUGGACCAACAUCAUAUUUAGGGUAUCCGUAAUGGGGAGAGUGGUUAGAGGAGGUGUGUGCGGAAUAGAGGAGUGUUGGAGUUGAGGAAUAUUAUUCCCUUGAGAAACAAAGUAAACGAUUGGUCCAUUUGGAUUUUUUCUAGACAAAUCUACCCUAAUUAUAUAAGGGCUAACUUUGUCAAAUCUAACCAUUUUAGUGCUUUUUCCAUCAUUCCUUUAGCACUCCCUUUAUGUACUGCUGGCCCACUCCUUAAAUAUUCCCACGAUGUUUCUACCCCUCAAUUCGCUGCCCCGUUUUUUCCACAAUUGACCCAACGGUUACCACCCCUAUCCGGCAUCACCAUCACGCCAAUGGUCCACUCCUCCACGGUCCAUCACCAAGAGCUAUCAUGUUCGGGAGUAUAUGCAAGGUACAAAUUCAUGCCUGUUGUGACUAGAAAUCCACGUCCGCGAAGCAGCCAUUCCAACCGUAACUCCGGGCCACUAUUUCGCCUAUUGCCAUUCCAGUUUCUAGUUGCCCCUGCAGUCUGAUUCCGACCAGUUGCUGCCAGAUUUGUGCAUCUGUCCCUGGUGCAUAGAAAAACCACCUCUCUAUGGUACAUCUCCAGCUUUGAAGGAGGAAUCAAGCAAAGUCGUUAAA